AUGCCACAGUCCCUGGAGAAUGCAUCUGUCACUCAGACGCGCAAGCCACUCAUCGCAUCGUCCGCUGUCUCCACUCAGUCGCCUGAUGGUCGCGGAAAUGUGCCAAAUCCCGCCCAGCAGGCCACGCUGGUGGGCAGUCUUGAAACGAUCGUGAUCAACACUGGGCGAGUACCAGCGCGGCGACGUCGUCUGGUCUGGAUUCCUCAGCAUGACAGCUUGGCUGCUUUGCUCGGUCUCCGCCUCCCCCGCUGUGUGGGCCUUAGACAAUGA
Molecule: messenger RNA, 270 nt
Organism: Penicillium maclennaniae
Lineage: Eukaryota; Fungi; Ascomycota; Eurotiomycetes; Eurotiales; Aspergillaceae
Exons: 1
Coding region: 1-270 (89 amino acids)
Source: RefSeq, a predicted model, not a curated record